AUGAUGGAAGAUUACUUUGUGGAUCGUCCAGUUUUCAGUGAAGAGGUAUUCCGGACAAGGUACAGGAUGAGUCACAAUGUGUUCAACCGCAUUUCCAGUGACCUUUGUCACUAUGACCCGUACUUUGUCCAGAAAUCAGAUGCUGCAGGCAAAGUCGGACUACUUCCCCAGCAGAAGCUGACAUGUUCCUUAAGAAUGCUUGCUUAUGGUGCCGGGGCAGAUCAAUGUGCUGAGUAUUGUCGGAUGGCGAAAACUACCUCCAUUGCCGCUCUGAAACGAUUUACAAGAGGAAUCGUUUUUCUGUACUCGGCAGAAUACCUCCGGGCUCCUAAUCCUGCCGACCUCAGAAGACUUCUCGCCAAAGCUGAGAGAAGAGGCUUUCCUGGGAUGAUUGGAAGCAUCGACUGCAUGCACUGGCAAUGGAAGAAUUGCCCAACAGGUUGGGCUGGAGAAUACAGCGGACGAAAACGUGUGCCCACUAUCAUCCUCGAAGCAGUCGCUUCUUAUGACACAUGGAUAUGA
Molecule: messenger RNA, 522 nt
Organism: Rosa rugosa (rugosa rose)
Lineage: Eukaryota; Viridiplantae; Streptophyta; Magnoliopsida; Rosales; Rosaceae
Exons: 1
Coding region: 1-522 (173 amino acids)
Source: RefSeq, a predicted model, not a curated record